GUCAUUCGGCGAUCGAUUGUGCCGCUGUGAUCGGUGUAUCGUACUCGGGAUCGUCGAACAUGGCGUGGACCAGGUAUCAGAUCUUUCUCGCGGGUCUGUUGGUUUUCACCGGAUCGCUCAACACUCUAGCGACCAAAUUCGCCGAUGGCCAAGAUGCCCCCGGCAGGACCGGUGGUGUCUGGAAAAACGGCACGAGUCUCCGUCCGACAACUGAGGUACACAAUUUCAAUCAUCCGUUCCUCCAAGCCACGGGAAUGUUUGUCGGUGAAUUCUCGUGCUUGUUGGUAUUCAGAAUCGUCUCGUGGAUCCACGCCAAGCGUAACACUCCCGAGAGCGAGCUCCCGGACAUUGUGAAGGGCAACCAAGAUUUCAACCCGUUCAUUUUCUACCUGCCUGCCCUCUGUGACAUGGUGGGAACCUCCAUGAUGUACAUCGGUCUCACUCUGACGUAUGCCUCGUCUUUCCAAAUGCUGCGAGGGGCUGUGAUCAUUUUCACCGGAAUCUUCUCGAUGGUGUUCCUCAAGGCGAAGCUCCACCGAUUCAAAUGGCUCGGCAUCGUUCUUGUGCUCGUGGGUCUCAUCGUGGUCGGUGUCUCCGAUAUUCUGCAUGCCGAUGCGGAUGCCAAGGCUCUAGGAGGGAAUACCGAGGGGCAGAAAAGCAGCUCCGCCGUCAUCACCGGAGACUUGAUUAUCGUUGGCGCUCAGGUGAUUACCGCCCUGCAAAUGGUUCUGGAAGAAGGAUUCGUCUCCAAGACCAACGUUGCACCCCUGCAAGCUGUCGGGCUCGAGGGUCUCUUCGGCAUGAUCACUCUCGGUGCUCUUCUCGUACCGUUCUACUUCAUCAAGAUCGGUCAUGUGCCAAUCGACGAUUCCAUCGAUGGUAUCGUACAAAUCUUCAACAACAGAUGGAUCGCCGUCGGUUUCGGCGGAACCCUGCUUUCGAUCAGCUUCUUUAACUACGCGGGAAUUUCUGUUACGAAGCAGCUGUCGGCGACGACUCGAAUGGUUCUCGAUUCCGUCCGGACGAUCAUCAUCUGGGCGGUGAGCCUUGGGGUCAGUUGGCAGAUCUUCCACUACGAGACUGUUAUCGGCUUCGUUGUACUGCUUUCUGGGAUGGCGGUAUACAACAACCUCCUCAUCGUUCCGUUCAUGGCGAGCAAAGGUUGGAUCACAAACCCAGAGGACGAGGAGGAAAAAGAUACCGGAGCUUUCGCGGACGAGCCUGUGGAAUAAAGUUAAUUUUUCGCGAAAACCCCAAGGAAAAGAAAUCCUGAGGAAGACUCUGCGGGAUGCUAUGAUUUAGGUGCGGUCGAAUCAAUCGAAUACAUACAGGUCCAAAUGAAAAAGAAAUGCAUCCUGGUCGAUCCGUGGUCAUGGUAAUUUAUUGACCCACAUACUAUAUGCGUGUAUGUAUCUUAGAAGUUUUCCAAAAGGUAAACAUAUCUAACUUUU
Galendromus occidentalis (western predatory mite) is the source of this 1451-nucleotide messenger RNA. Its product is annotated as solute carrier family 35 member F6. The record is from RefSeq and is a predicted model, not a curated record. Gene Ontology annotation, cellular component: membrane; intracellular membrane-bounded organelle. NCBI's taxonomy places the organism in Eukaryota, Metazoa, Arthropoda, Arachnida, Mesostigmata, Phytoseiidae. Bases 60 to 1232 code for a protein of 390 amino acids. The transcript has a single exon.